This is a messenger RNA of Cantharellus anzutake, 646 nucleotides long. RefSeq names its product ribosomal protein S7 domain-containing protein. Lineage: Eukaryota; Fungi; Basidiomycota; Agaricomycetes; Cantharellales; Hydnaceae. Gene Ontology annotation, cellular component: ribosome; cytosolic small ribosomal subunit. Gene Ontology annotation, molecular function: rRNA binding; mRNA binding; structural constituent of ribosome. The record is from RefSeq and is a predicted model, not a curated record. Gene Ontology annotation, biological process: translation; ribosomal small subunit assembly. The coding region runs from base 29 to 646 and encodes 205 amino acids. The transcript is spliced from 5 exons.
CCUAAGAUCCCUCCGAGGCCUCUCCAUUAUGCCUGCCCCACGUCACAUUUUGCCGCGGCGUCUCGCCCAUGCAUCCAAGGACGGUGUCAAACUGUUCGGCAAAUGGGAGACACAAGACAUCGAGGUCAAAGAUAUUUCGCUGACCGACUACAUCCAGAUUCGUCAUGCUGUCUGGGUGCCUCACACUGCUGGGAGAUAUGCCAAGCAGAAAUUCAGGAAGGCGCAGAUGCCUAUCGUGGAACGCCUUGUCGACAGUCUCAUGAUGAAUGGCCGUAAUAAUGGCAAGAAAUUAUUGGCCAUCCGUAUUGUGGCACACGCUUUCGAAAUUGUCAAUCUCCUCACCGACCAAAACCCUAUUCAAGUUCUCGUGGACGCUAUCGUAAACACUGGUCCUCGUGAAGAUAGCACUCGCAUAGGUUCUCAGGGUACCGUUCGCCGUCAGGCAGUUGAUGUCUCGCCACUUCGUCGUGUUAACCAAGCGAUCGCCCUCAUCACCAUUGGCACUCGUGAGAGUGCUUUCCGUAACGUCAAAUCUAUUGCUGAGUGUCUUGCGGACGAGCUCAUCAAUGCCGCAAAAGGCUCGUCCAACUCAUACGCUAUCAAGAAAAAGGAUGAGUUGGAACGUGUCGCCAAGUCUAACCGAUAG